This is a messenger RNA of Tigriopus californicus, 654 nucleotides long. Its product is annotated as histone H4. Gene Ontology annotation, molecular function: DNA binding; structural constituent of chromatin; protein heterodimerization activity. NCBI's taxonomy places the organism in Eukaryota, Metazoa, Arthropoda, Copepoda, Harpacticoida, Harpacticidae. The transcript has a single exon. The coding region runs from base 51 to 362 and encodes 103 amino acids. Gene Ontology annotation, cellular component: nucleosome. The record is from RefSeq and is a predicted model, not a curated record. Gene Ontology annotation, biological process: nucleosome assembly.
UUCAUUGAGCAGAUCAACAAUCUCGUAUUGGUAACUGAACGAGAUACAACAUGACUGGAAGAGGCAAAGGUGGUAAAGGAUUGGGCAAGGGAGGAGCUAAGCGUCAUCGAAAGGUAUUGCGUGACAACAUCCAAGGUAUCACCAAGCCCGCCAUUCGACGAUUGGCUCGCCGUGGGGGAGUCAAGCGUAUCUCUGGCUUGAUCUAUGAAGAGACCCGUGGUGUUCUGAAGGUCUUUCUGGAAAACGUCAUCCGUGAUGCCGUUACCUACACUGAACACGCCAAGAGGAAGACCGUCACUGCCAUGGAUGUGGUUUAUGCUCUGAAGCGUCAAGGUCGCACCCUGUACGGAUUUGGCGGUUAAGCCGUUCUCCAUCUUCACCAAAGCCAGAGUUUACCAACCAUUCGGCCCUUUUCAGGGCCACCAAAACCUCUUAAAGAUUAAAAUCAGCUACAUGAGGCAAUGAGCUCGAAGGUUUUGAAACUGUCCAUGUGGCAGGAGUUGGGCAAGUCUUUGUCACAUUCACUCAAACUGCUUUCUGAGCAACUUAUGAUGUCGCGAACUGAAUCCAUAGUUAUUGCAAUCAGGUAUGCUGUUAAUGUCACUCAAAGUCAUUGUUAUCUGACCACACCAACAAACUGAUCAACUGAAAUGU